AUGCAAAACAAAAACAAGAAGCACAAGAAGCACAAGCAGCACAAGAAGCACAAGGACAAGAAGCACAAGGACAAGAAGCACAAGAAGCACAAGCAGCACAAGAAGUACAAGAAGCACAAGCACAAGAAGCACAAGCACAAGAAGCACAAGCACAAGAAGCACAAGCAGCACAAGAAGCACAAGCACAAGAAGCACAAGCACAAGAGGCACAAGAAGCACAAGCAGCACAAGCAGCACAAGCACAAGAAGCACAAGCACAAGCAGCACAAAGCGGCAACUCACAACAGACACCAACGCCGCCCGGGCGCGUAUGGCAAAUCAGUCGCUUGUCCCGCUCGCAUGCGUGCGUUUAUAGGUGGGCGCCGCAUCCAGCGAUGA
Molecule: messenger RNA, 378 nt
Organism: Ustilaginoidea virens
Lineage: Eukaryota; Fungi; Ascomycota; Sordariomycetes; Hypocreales; Clavicipitaceae
Exons: 2
Coding region: 1-378 (125 amino acids)
Source: RefSeq, a predicted model, not a curated record